Molecule: messenger RNA, 6572 nt
Organism: Procambarus clarkii (red swamp crayfish)
Lineage: Eukaryota; Metazoa; Arthropoda; Malacostraca; Decapoda; Cambaridae
Source: RefSeq, a predicted model, not a curated record
AGAGGCACAUAAUGCGCUCAGGAAGUGAAGCAAAAUAUUAGUUUAGCUAACAUGUUUUCUCUCUGAGUUGUGGAUGUGGCAACAGUGGCGAGGCUCUGGGAGUAAACAAACACGGAACAACCAUCACCAAUUACUCUGUAAACCCCGUAAAGAUGAGGCCAACCUGAUAAUUAGUUGACUAAAGUGGUAUUAUUCAGUUGAUUGUGUGAAAAUAAGUUGAGGAGAGAGUAGUGAGAGAUGCCUGUGUGAGGCGGUGGGCCAGGACCAGUGGACUCUUUCACCAGAUUACUGUUUUGCUGUUCCAGCACUACUUCCAGCAGCUUAAAGGAUGGUUGACAGCGAUGAUGAAGAAACCACUGAAGGAACUGGAGCUACAAGCCACACACUUUCCUUAACAAGCUUUCUUUUUGGGAAUAUUGAUACACAGGGCCAAUUGGAAGGUGAUGUAUUUGACGGCGAGUGUAAACGACAGUUGGCAUCCCUGUCACGUCUGGGUUUGGGUUCGCUACUCAGGCAAGUUACAGAUGAUGGUGAAGAUGAUGAUGAUGAUGACGAUGAUGAAGAUGACCGUGAAGAAGAGGAAGAAGAAGUGCUAGAGAAAAGCCCAUCAGCAAUAGAUUACUCAGACAUAACCGAAGCUGUGGAGGAUGACACCCUUGCUCAGUGUGAAGAUGAUGGAGAAGAUUAUGAUGCAGAGGAAGAGGAGAAUGGCAUCAAUAAAUCUGACUCGGAACUUAUGCCGCCUCCUCCCCUUCCUCGAACUUCUGAAGCGGGUGCUCUCACGCCACCUGGUGACCGCCGUAAACUUGUAACACCCUUAGCUGCCAUGCUGCCCUCCAAGUAUACUAAUAUUGAUGUCAGGGAAAUCUUCCCAGAUUUUCGAAAUGAUGCAGUUUUACGAUUUUCAAGACUCUUCGGCCCUGGAAAGAUGGCAAAUUUACCUAAAAUAUGGAAGGGUGUAAGAAGAAGGAAGAAGAAAAAAUUUUCAUCUGGAUCAGAUGAAAAUCGGAUGUACUCUUCUAAUGACGAUAGUUUACAGAGUGAAGAAAUAUCUUCACAGAUGGAUGGACCUCGUGGGUUUGAACUGCAGUUUGGACCAGAACCACCACCAUAUAUGUGUCGGCCUGAUGAUUGCAUUCGAUUCAGUCAAACUCAGGAACAGGAUUCCAGUUCAGGUAACCACAAAGGUGAUGGGGAUAAAAACAACGAUCGUGAUCCCAAUAAGCCUCAUGAAACUGAUUGGCGAUAUGGUCCAGCUCAGCUGUGGUAUGACAUGCUUGAUGUACCACUCUCUGCCGGCAACUUCGAUUAUGGCUUCAAAAUAAGAGUUAAGGAUGAGCACGGUUCAUCUGAGAAAUCCGACAUAAAAAUAGAAGACAUGGAGGUUUUUGAUGCGGCCAUAAAAGAGGAAAAGACCGGCUAUGAUGCAGAUGGCGAAGAGGAGUUUCCUGACGAUUCAUUCCACAUGGUUACACAGUACAACUGGGAGGAGGAUAUUAUCUGGAAUGGUGAUGAUAUUAAGCACAAGCUCAAUCAAAAACGUAAGAAUAUGGCAGCAGGCUGGGUGCCAAGUAGUUAUAAUCGCACUGCCCAAGCUUUCAGUCAGCCAACCAAAGCUGCUACACCAUUUGCAUCUGCAAAAAGUGCAAAGUCUAAAAGCCAAAUGCCAAAAAACAACAUUGAUGACACUUGGUAUUCCAUUUUCCCUGUUGAAAAUGAAGAGUUGGUGUAUGGUCGGUGGGAGGACAAUAUCAUCUGGGACCCAGAGAAUAUGGAUAACAUUCCUGAACCUACAGUGUUGACCCUUGACCCUAAUGAUGAGAAUAUCAUACUUGGCAUACCUGAAGAUGUUGAUCCAGCAACUAUAGCCCAAGGUACUGAUGCUCCAGUGAAGGUCAAAAUACCUCAUCCUCAUGUAAAGAAGUCUAAGAUUCUCUUGGGAAAAGCUGGUGUUAUUACCACCAUUGAGGAAGAAUCUCCUCCUCCUCCACCUAAAUCUCCAGACAAAGACCCAUUCAACAUUUCUAAUGAUGAAUACUAUCAGCCUAAAUCAUCUGAACAAACUAUUAAGAUGUCCAUGGGUGGAGGUCUUCUUCAGCAUUCCACUCCGGUUGUUGAACUUCAACCACCUUUUCUACCCACGUAUAUGGGAGAGAAGAAGCUGCGUUUGUUCCACCGCCCUCCUCUAAAGCGGUAUUCCCAUGGUGCUCUGUCACAUAUGGCCCCUCAUCCUGUGUAUCCACUAACUAAGGAAAUAAAGAAGAAAGCAAAGCAAAGAGAAAUGGAGCGCUUGGCAUCUGGCGGGGGUGAUGUUUUCUUCAUGAGAACUCCUGAAGAUCUUACUGGCAAGGAUGGUGACAUUGUUCUUUUAGAGUACUGUGAAGAGUAUCCUCCACUUCUAUCCCAGGUUGGUAUGUCAACAAGAGUGAAGAACUACUACAAACGACGAGCAGGAAAUGAUAAGGGACCCCCAGAAUUCCGCUUUGGUGAGACAGCUUAUGCACACACUUCUCCUUUCCUUGGGGCUAUGCAUCCAGGCCAGAGCAUUCAGACCUUGGAGAACAAUAUGUUCAGAGCACCUCUGUAUGAACACAAGAUCAUUUCCACAGACUUUCUGAUUAUAAGAACACGAAAUAACUUUUGCAUUCGUGAGCUAGACGGCGUAUUCACUGUUGGUCAAGAAUGUCCACUCUAUGAAGUCCCCGGGCCAAACUCCAAGAGAGCUAACAACUUCAUUAGGGACUUUUUGCAGGUAUUUAUCUAUCGCUUGUUUUGGAAAAGUAAAGACAAUCCACGAAGAAUAAAAAUGGAUGAAAUUAAACGAGCUUUUCCAGCCCAUUCAGAAAGCUCAAUUCGUAAAAGACUCAAACCGUGUGCAGACUUUAAGCGUACAGGUGCUGACAGUAAUUGGUGGGUAAUCAAACCAGAGUUUCGUUUGCCAACCGAGGAGGAAAUCCGAUCUAUGGUGUCGCCAGAACAGUGCUGUACCUACUUCAGUAUGUCUGCAGCUGAGCAGCGCCUCAAGGAUGCUGGAUAUGGUGAUAAAUUCCUUUCUGCUUUGGAAGAUGAUGAUAAUGAUGAUACACAAAAGCUAGAUGAUGAAAUAAAGGUUGCUCCAUGGCAUACUACACGUGCCUAUAUCCAGGCUGUCCGUGGGAAAUGUCUUUUGCAACUAACUGGCCCUGCUGAUCCAACAGGCUGUGGUGAAGGAUUUUCUUACAUUCGAAUCCCCAACAAGCCAACACAAAAUAAAGAGGAGCAGGAGCAGCAACCCAAGCGCACUGUCACAGGAACUGAUGCUGAUCUUCGAAGACUUUCUCUCAUUAAUGCAAAGAACCUUCUACGGCAGUAUGGGGUUCCAGAAGACGAGAUUGCUAAACUAACAAGAUGGGAAGUAAUUGAUGUAGUGCGAACCUUGUCAACUGAGAAAGCCAAGGCUGGUGAAGAAGGAAUGAACAAGUUUUCUCGAGGGAACCGUUUCUCUAUUGCUGAGCACCAGGAAAGAUACAAAGAAGAAUGUCAGCGUAUAUUUGAUCUUCAGAAUAGAGUUCUAGCAUCUGAAGAAGUCUUGUCUACUGAUGAAGGUUCAUCAGAGGAAGAGGAUAAUGACUCCGAUAUGGAAGAAAAAGGAAAAUAUAUUGAAAACAUCCUUGCUAAUAAGAAGACUACUUCACAGAUGACAUUGGAAAAGGAAGAACAAGAGAGAAAAGAACUACAAAAGAUGAUUAUGGGUGAAGAUGAUAAAGAUGGUGAUAAGAGAAAAGGAACUAAGAAAGAUGAAGAUGAGAAUUCGCAAUUUGGAUUUGGAACUCCAGGUCGCCUUUUGAGAAUCACUCGUACAUUCAAGACUCCAGAUGGAAAGGAGUACACCAGAACUGAAAUUGUCCGAAAAACUGCUGUGAUUGACACUUAUGUCAAGAUACGAACUUCAAAAGAUGAAUCAUUCAUAAAAAGCUUUGCUGGUCAACUUGAUGAAUCUCAAAAGGAAGAGAUGAAGCGAGAGCGUCGUCGUCUCCAGGAACAGCUGAGAAGAAUUAAACGAAACCAAGAGCGCCAACAAAAGGGCAUUGUUACACCACCAAAGACUAAGAAGCCUAAGCUUAAACCUGAUUUGAAACUAAAGUGUGGUGCUUGUGGACAGGUUGGUCAUAUGCGCACAAACAAGGCGUGUCCAAUGUACGCUGGCAAUGCCAGCGCCUCACAGCCAAUCAGUGUGGCUUUGACGGAGGAGCAAGAGGAGGAGAUGGAGAAGGGUGGAAUUGAUGAGUCUGAGGAACUAAUAAAUGUCGAUGGCACUAAAAUCAAACUGUCUUCCAAAGUUAUCAAACAUGCAGAAGAGCUAAAACGACGAUCCCUGGUACUCAAAGUACCAAGAGAUCAGGUAAAAAAUGCAAAACGAAGGCGGGCAGGUACUGUAGUACACUGUGACUAUUUGAAAAGAAAAGAAAGAUGUGUAAAUCGUCGUCGAAUAGACCCUGUUAUUACCCUUUCAACCAUAUUUGAGGAAAUCUUGAAUGACAUGCGGGAAAUGUCAGAUGCUCAGCCUUUCCUCUUCCCAGUGAACGUUAAGCAAGUACCUGAUUAUUAUAACAUUGUAAAUCAUCCAAUGGAUUUAUCAACCAUUCGGGAUAAUCUACGUCAGAAGAAGUAUCAGAGCCGUGAAGAAUUCCUGUCUGACAUUUCACAGAUAGUGGAAAACUCCAGACUUUAUAAUGGUGUUAAGAGCACUCUCACGGUAACAGCACAGAAGAUGCUGGAAUUGUGCAUUGAUCGCUUUGCUGAGAAGGAGGAACGUCUUAUGAGACUGGAGAAGGCCAUCAACCCACUCUUGGAUGAUGAUGACCAGGUUGCCUUUGACUAUAUUUUGGACAACAUUGUGAAUCAGAAGCUUUUCUCAAUGCAGGAAUCAUGGCCUUUCAUGAAGCCUGUCAAUAAAAAAAAUGUCAAAGAUUAUUAUGAAAUAAUUCAGCAUCCUAUGGAUCUUUCAACUAUUGCUAAAAAAGUUAAAAAUCACAAGUAUCACAGUCGAGCAGAAUUUAUGCACGACAUGGAGCUGAUUAUGACUAAUAGUAUCAGAUAUAAUGGACAAGACUCAUCUUUCUCACAGAAGGCUGAGAUACUGAUUCAAGUUUGCAGGGAAAAUCUGGCUGAGUAUGAAACUCAUCUCGAUGCCUUGGAGAAGAAGAUAACUUUAGCUCAGGAACGAGCAUUAGAGCAAGCUGAGACAGAUUCCCUUGGCACAUCUCUUGGGCCAGAUGAUGAUACUAAUUACACCUAUGCUGAGCCAGAACAUGACCAUCCUGAUCAUCAUUUGGGCUCGCCAUCUGAUCAUCUUAUGGACUAUUCAGGAGAUGAAGAUGAUGAACAUGUUAAUGUAGUUGAUGGUGAUGAGGAGGAGAUGAUGCAGGCAGCCAAGAGACGCAGAAUGCAGGAAUCUCAAAGGAAUGUGUUAGAAGAAGAUCUUGAAUUCAGUGACGAUGAAGAAGAUUUUGGAAAUCACCAAGUGGGGGACAUGCAUAGAGAUAUGGAGGGUGGUAUUGUUCUUGAGGAUGGCCAGUAUGUUACCCACCAACAAGGUCCUGAUGAGACUCAAGGAGCAGCCGAGGCUAUGGUACAGCUUUCUGCACAAUAUCCGUAUUAUCAGCAUGGUGAAGGGAGUGAAGGAGACUAUAACCCUGAGGGUCUGGCUGGUGAAGGCAGCAUGGAGGUGGAUGCCAGUUAUGAUCCGUCAGUAGAGUUUCUCGGUGGCAUGAUGCCAUCGCAGCCUCAUGAUGAUGGUACUAUUAACAAUGACUUGGCAGUUUCUGACUCUGAUGAUGAGGCGGCCCAACAGGCAAGACAGCACGAUGAGCACCAUCAGCACCACCAGCAGCACCACCACCAGCAGCACCACCACCAGCAGCAGCACCACCAGCAGCAGCACCACCAGCAGCAGCACCACCAGCAGCAGCACCACCAGCAGCACCACCAACAGCACCACCACCAACAGCACCACCAGCAGCACCAGCACCAACAACAGCAGCAGCAACAGCAGGAGGAGGAAGACGACGGAGAUGCUUUAUGGUUCUAGAUGCUGCCUGAUUUUUGAUGUCAUUGUCCCUGGCACAUUUAUUUCAAUCAUUUAUUAAGUUUUUGUUGUUUUGCUGUUUAAAUCAUUAUCUCUUCUCAUUUUGUAUUUAUUAUACAGAUACAGUACAGUAUAUUUAUAAUAAGUUUGUUUAAGAAACAACAUUUAGAUUACAGUACAGUAAUGUAAUUUAGUAAAAACAUUAUUUUAUGACUAUUUCCCUACCCUAAGAGUAUGACCUGUUUUAUAAUCAUUUUAUUUCCUCCUCAAGGAAGGGAAGAUCUCAGAGAACAGAGGAUUAGUACUAAAAGCAUCUAUAACUAUCUCUGGGACAGUAUAGGUGAGGAUGUCGUUACAGUACAGUAUUACUCUUAAUUGCCACUUUCAUGGGGAGGGGUGAUAGGGGCCAUCAGCCUGGAGGAGCAGCACUGUAAACAAAAGGUGGUUACAUGUAUUACAAAAUAUGAAUAGCCAUUUUAAAAUUUGUGCAUGUAUGGAAAUGCUU